UAAACAAAUGAUUACUUAAUCAGACAUUUGUAUUGACUGUACGUUACGUACCACUGAUCGCACUCUCGCUGUCACUGCGAGUGCCUCUCACAGUGUAUAUCCGAUACAAUUAACCCACAAAAGCAGUCAACCAUUCAUUCGCAUCACAAUUGCCAUCACUUGCCAUACAAGCCAUGGAUUCGCAGAUCUCUGACGAAGAGUUUCAACGAUUGCAGACACAUUUAUUGGAGUUAAAGACCGAUAACUACGCGUUGGCUGAAGAGAAACGCCGUCACCAGCAGCUGAUCCAUGACUUAACCAAACGGGUGGAAGAGCUCGAGAAGCAGUUAUCUGUGGCCAAGACUGUCAACAAAAUAAAU
Messenger RNA from Oppiella nova, 359 nucleotides. Lineage: Eukaryota; Metazoa; Arthropoda; Arachnida; Sarcoptiformes; Oppiidae. The record is from the annotation of a GenBank genome assembly.